Prosopis cineraria is the source of this 768-nucleotide messenger RNA. RefSeq lists its product as uncharacterized. The transcript has 4 exons. Lineage: Eukaryota; Viridiplantae; Streptophyta; Magnoliopsida; Fabales; Fabaceae. The record is from RefSeq and is a predicted model, not a curated record. The coding region runs from base 55 to 588 and encodes 177 amino acids.
GUGCAGGAGGCGAGAGAGAGAGAGAGAGAGAGAGAGAGUGAACUUGAGGGAGGAAUGGUGGGACAGCGGGCGGCGACGAAGCCAAGCAGGAGCGACGAGGUGUUGGAUGCUAAUGAGCAAGAAAGGAUCGCCAAUCAGAUCAGAGAACAGUUCGAUUCCUUGGCCCCCAAGCGACCCGUCAAGCCCAAUCGAAGCGAACCCGAUCCUGAUGCUCAGCUUGAUCUCUCCUCCACCGUCUUGUCUCACAGCAUUCCCGAGCUUCUCAAGUUUCAGUCGUUUCAAUCCCAACCUCAUGCUGUGUUCUCCGACGAAGCACCCAAGGAUGUGCCGGACGAGUUUGUAGAGACCCAGUACUACAAAGAGUUGACCUCAAUUGACAAACAGCAUCACACGACCGGAAGUGGGUUUAUCAGGGUUGAGAGUCUUGGAGGCGAUGAUCUUAAAUUGCAGAAAACCCAGAUUAUCAAUGUCGGCGAAACGAAGCUUGCGGACUAUAAAAGCAACCCGGCCACAAACGAUUGGAUUCCCGACAUUGAUGAAAACCAGGUAUUUGUAUCGGUGAAGCCAAAUCGGAGCGAGAGUUCAUAGAAGGAAACAGGAGCCGAUUAUGUGUGAGGUUUGAUUAGGUGGUGAAGCUUUAAAAUAAAACUUGUAGUAGGUAUUUAGGUUUACACUAUUGGGAAAGAAACAGAGAAUAAAGAAUUUUACUGAAGGGUACCUUGUUCUUAUCCGUUGUGACUAAUAAACAAUUACCAAAAUCAUCAUGAA